AUGAAAACAACGGAAACGGUGCAUAUUGAUAAACUUCCUUUCCUGAAAAUGAUUUUGCAUGCUGCGAAACAUCCAGAAAGUCCUGUCAGCGGCCUUCUUUUAAGUGAUCGCAACCACGACUCUGAAAUAACAAUCACUGACUACAUCCCUCUGUUUCAUACCGUUCUAAAUCUGGCACCCAUGCUGGAAACAGCCUUGUAUCAUGUAGACUUAUAUUGUGCACUUAAAGGUCUUCAUAUAUGUGGCUAUUUUCAAGCGAAUGAACAUAUCAAUUGCAACACGUAAUUUGUUUCCGACUAUUUUAAAACUUAAUAACAGGCCGACAAGUACUGCGAUGAAAAUAGGCGAAAAAAUAGCAGAAAAAUGCGGCAAUAUAUGUUUACUAACUUUCAGGAACGAUGCAUUACAUCGACUGGAUGGCAACUAUUUUUCAUCGUACUGUAAGUCUGAUUGGAAGUGGACGGAAAUAAAUAUACAUUCAAUCCAACUGUCGACAGAAAGCUACAAGCAAUCCUCAGCUUCAUUGUUCAUCGAAAAUUUAAUAAUCUACCACCUGAAGGUGUCAUCAAAUGUGGUAAUUUCUAAGUGUACGUUACAAUUUGUUCGUCACAAUUUCCGAAAGACGCUUGACAUGAAAACAACGGAAACGGUGCAUAUUGAUAAACUUCCUUUCCUGAAAAUGAUUUUGCAUGCUGCGAAACAUCCAGAAAGUCCUGUCAGCGGCCUUCUUUUAAGUGAUCGCAACCACGACUCUGAAAUAACAAUCACUGACUACAUCCCUCUGUUUCAUACCGUUCUAAAUCUGGCACCCAUGCUGGAAACAGCCUUGUAUCAUGUAGACUUAUAUUGUGCACUUAAAGGUCUUCAUAUAUGUGGCUAUUUUCAAGCGAAUGAACAUAUCAAUUGCAACACGCCGACAAGUACUGCGAUGAAAAUAGGCGAAAAAAUAGCAGAAAAAUGCGGCAAUAUAUGUUUACUAACUUUCAGGAACGAUGCAUUACAUCGACUGGAUGGCAACUAUUUUUCAUCGUACUGUAAGUCUGAUUGGAAGUGGACGGAAAUAAAGUAUACAUUCAAUCCAACUGUCGACAGAAAGCUACAAGAAAUCCUCAACUUGAAAGUUCAUCGCAAAAUUGUCGAUUUCGACGAUCAUCUUAACGACGUCAACUGUGAUUUUCUUAAUUUAGAGUUGUCAAAUAUACUGUGAUCAUUAGUCAAUUGCAUAAUAUUUUUCAUGUAAAUCCGUAAAUUAUAUUCCGUCUCGUGUCAACACUACACAUCACAAUAGGUGAUGGAUCCUACUUAGUGACUUUUCAAGCUGGUGCUCCCGACGAAAAUUGUGAGCAUCUUUAGAGAUUGAUCGUAUCGUCUUGUAAAGCUAGUCAGCACCGCACUAUAAACCCAACCGUGUAAAAAACCAACAAAUAUAAUUUUAUGACACAUGGUAAGAUUGUCUUUUAAUUUCAGUAUCAGUGAUAGACAAGGGACGAAUUCGCAAAUUGAAAAACCUACGUAAGAGUUAUUAGUGAAGCAAGUA
Messenger RNA from Trichobilharzia szidati, 1537 nucleotides. Lineage: Eukaryota; Metazoa; Platyhelminthes; Trematoda; Strigeidida; Schistosomatidae. The record is from the annotation of a GenBank genome assembly.